Molecule: messenger RNA, 2069 nt
Organism: Musca vetustissima
Lineage: Eukaryota; Metazoa; Arthropoda; Insecta; Diptera; Muscidae
Exons: 7
Coding region: 3-2069 (688 amino acids)
Source: RefSeq, a predicted model, not a curated record
AAAUGCGUUUACGUAUCGGUCGUUUACGUUAUCAUUAUGUGAAAUUUAUAAUAUUGGCAAUGGUUUGUGGAGCCGGUCUCUAUUAUUAUUUUGCAAAAAGCGCAUUGGACUUGGAUAAACGUUCUCAAAUAGCCAUAAUGGAACGUUCCAUUAGAUCGGUGGUUAAUAAAGGCGAAUGUUUAAUGCCAGAAUUACCCAUUGAUAAUCCAGAAAUAAUGAAAUUUUAUAAAAAGGUUGACAAAUUGGAUUGCGGCAAAGCCACAGAUGACUGGGUAAUGUGUGAGAAAUCUAUUUGUUUUGUAAAACCGGAAAUUUUGGCACUGCACGGUGAAGUAAGUUGUUUUUAUACGGAUAUAAUACGUAAAAAUGAUUUCAAAUCACGCUAUGGUAAAUCAUUGCGUACAAGUGAACCGUAUGUAUUGCAAGAAUCGGAUUUUGUUAAGGUGUUUUGCACGGCCAAUGAUGGUGCCAGUUGGUUUGGCAUGGCGUAUGGUAUACGUGAUGGUGUUGAAAAAUCAAUUGUCCAUAAACCAAUACCACCUCCGCUGGAUGCAAAUCCAAUGAAUGUUUUAGAUUCUCUCAACGAUUUGCCGCGAUAUUUCAAUGUAUUAAUGUUUGGUUUUGAUUCUUUGAGUCGUAACGCUUUCAUACGCAAAUUACCCAAAACUUAUGAAUAUUUGACAAAGAAAUUGGGUGCUGUAGUCUUGACAAGUUAUAAUAUUGUUGGCGAUGGUACACCACAAGCUUUGGUGCCCAUUUUAACGGGUUAUAAUGAACUUGAAUUACCGGAAACACGCAAACGUAUGUCAGAUGCUUUAAGUGUUGAUCGCGCCUAUCCCUUGAUAUGGAAGGAUUAUGAAGAACAUGGUUAUAUAACAUCAUUCAAUGAAGAUCUACCGAAUGUUGGUACAUUCACAUAUCGCAUGAAGGGUUUCGAAACUCAGCCGGUACAUCAUUAUUUGCGUACAUAUUACUUGGAGGUGGAUAACAUAUUAAGUUCAUCAAGUCCACAUUGUGCCGGACAUACACCGGGACAUAUGGUUAUGUUGGACUAUACGAAAAAUUUCAUGGCCAAGUACAGUGAUACCCCAAGAUUUGUGUUCAGUUUUCAUGGUGAUUUGUCACAUGACUCCAUUAAUUUAAUUGAGGUUGCCGAUGAUGAUGUGGUGAACUGGUUUGAAGAUCUGCAACAUAAGAAAUUGCUGGACAAUACAAUUCUUAUAUUUAUGGCUGAUCAUGGAAAUAGAUUUUCCGAUGUUCGUUCUACACUUCAAGGCAAACAAGAAGAACGUUUGCCAUUCUUUAGUUUUACAUUUCCCGAAUCGUUUAAGAAACGUUUUCCCCAAGAAUAUGGCAACUUUGUAGAGAAUAGUGGACGCCUGACAACACCCUACGACAUUCAUGCCACACUCAAACAUAUUUUAGAACUUCAAAAGGUAAACAAAAACGACAACAACAAUGACGAUGAUGAACUUUACAAUAACGAAGAUAAUCAUCCGAAAACCAUGGCCAAUAAACCAAUUAUACAAGUAUCCGAUUUAGCUUUAAAUCGUGCCAUAUCCUUAUUUGAUCCCAUACCAAAAAAUCGUAGUUGUGCUGAUGCCUAUGUCGAACCACAUUGGUGCGCCUGCCUGAAUUGGCAACAACUAAAUAUUACCAAUGAAAUGGGACCAUUAUUAAAGGCCGCGAAUAGUAUAAUAAAUACUAUCAACAAUGCCACCGAAACAUUUCGUAACUAUUGUGAAGUGUUGCAAUUGAAACAAAUUAAUUGGGCAAUGCGUCUGAUGCCACAUCGUGCCCUAUUGGCAUUUAAACAUAAUGCCGAUGUGGAUGGUUAUAUGGCAGAAAUGGGUGAUAAUACUCGAACGCCCGAAGAAAUAUAUCAAUUACAAAUUAUGGUAUCGCCGGGAGAUUCAUUGUUCGAAGCUAGCGUUUAUCAUAAUUUGGAAACAUUUACAAUGCGUACGAAACUAACGGAGAUUUCAAGAAUAAAUAAAUAUGGUGCGCAAGCAAAUUGUAUAUAUGAACGUAAUCCGGAAUUACGUAAAUAUUGCUAUUGUAAAAAUUAA